UGCCCCCGCACGGUUCAUACCUCUCUCCCUCUGCUACACACACACACGCGCACACACACACACACACACACACACACAGACACCGACAGCGCUCUGGGUCUGACUCACAACAUGCGUGCCGGUCCGGACCCGUUCCUCCAGCCCGGCUUGGAUUCUACCGCAGCAUCAGGCUGAUCAGCAGCGGACGGACCGGAUAUUCGGACCCGCUUUUGGAGCGUCACCUCCCCGCCUGAGUAGAGCGGAGCUCCGCGGUGCAAGGAUUGAGAGGGGCGGCCGUGCCAUGAGAUCAGAUCCCUGAGUGUGAUCCCAGCAGCCUUCGUGUUUGUGUCCCGACUGAAGUGGAGUCCACCAUGAGGAGCAACUCCCACCUCCUGCCUCUCUGUCUGCUCACAGCCGUGCUGCUGUCUCAGGUCUGCUCCGGCAUCAAGUGGCUAGCGCUGUCGCACACUCCUGCCUCGCUGCACGUCAACCAGAGCCAUCACUGUAAGCUGCUGCUGGGCCUCGUGCCCUCCCAGGCUCAGCUGUGCCGCACCAACCUAGACCUCAUGCAGACCAUCAUCCAAGCGGCCCAGGAAGUCAAGAAAACAUGCCAGAAGACGUUUGCCGACAUGCGCUGGAACUGCUCCUCCAUCGAUAUUCCCACCAAUGCUUCGAAGUACCGGCCGGACCUGGACAGAGGAACUCGGGAGGCGGCGUUUGUGUACGCCCUGUCAGCAGCAACCAUCAGUCACACCAUUGCCCGGUCCUGCAGUUCUGGAGAUCUGAGGCUAUGCUCGUGCGGUCCCAUCCCCUCAACGGCCCUGGAGCCGGGCCAUCGCUGGGGGGGCUGCUCCGACAACGUCCACUAUGGCCUGUACAUGGGAUCCAAGUUUUCUGAUGCUCCUAUGAAGGGGAAGCGCCCGGGCUCCCACGCCAACAAACUCAUGCAUCUACACAACAACGAAGUUGGGAGACAGUCUCUGAGAGCAGCGCUGGUAAUGAAGUGUAAAUGCCAUGGAGUUUCUGGUUCCUGCUCCAUUCGGACCUGCUGGAGAGGCCUGCAGGACCUCAGAGAGGUGGCCAUGGAUCUCAAGACCAAGUACCUGUCUGCCACCAAGGUGGUUCACCGGCCCAUGGGCACACGCAAGCAGCUGGUCCCCAAAGACCUGGACGUCCGGCCGGUGAGGGACAACGAGCUGGUCUACCUGCACAGCUCCCCGGAUUUCUGCAGCAAGAACGAAAAGAUGGGUUCAGUUGGAACGCAGGACAGGCAGUGUAAUAAAACGUCUGUGGGGAGCGACAGCUGCGACCUGAUGUGCUGCGGCCGCGGAUACAACCCGUACUCGGAGAAGCUGGUGGAGCGUUGCCACUGCAAGUACCACUGGUGCUGCUACGUGUCCUGCAAGAAGUGUGAGCGAACCGUGGAGCGAUAUGUCUGCAAAUGAGUCCGCCUGCAGGCCACACCAGGAGCAAAGCACUACAUUACCCAGAAGCCCCUCUUCUGCCUACGCUUAGCACGCAUAUCUGCAGAGGUGGGUUUGGAGCCGAUCUCCUCCAAACCAGAGCUUUAUGUUGUAUCUGCUGGACGUGGGAAACGAGGCGAGCCAUCCCCUGGGCUCUCUUCCUACUUCCUGUUAUAAAUGACACCCCACGCCUGUGACGGGGACCCUGAAGGUCAUCAUAUCUCUAUUUUAUUGUUUUUUUCUCUCCUCCGACUGGAGCGCCCAGAACCAGAGCUUCAUCCUGGAUAUCUGACCAGGAAAGAGAUGACCAUCCUAAUGACAAACCUGCACAGGUGGGACAGAAGUCUGAACCAACCAGCAGACACUCUGAGGCUUCAUGUAUCUCAUCAUAUCUCUAUUAAGCAGAAAUAAUAUUGGAUCUUAUUCUAGGGGAUUUUUCUGACGUAUUCUGGAGUUCAAAGGGUCAUCAUGGAUGAAUUUCUUAGGUGCCGGAGGAACGUUUUUCCUCCUCAGCCGUGGACAACAGAGGAACACAAAGGGAACCUUUCCAGUGGUGGGACUCAGUAGUGGCUCUCAGUGGAUCCAGAUGUUCCUGCAUCCCCGUGGAAGCUGAGAGGACGUGCAAGAACUCCUUUUGUCUGACGUGCAGGCAGUUCAACGUGAUGAUGCCACUGCUGUGUGGAUGUCUAUGCUAUUAUUUUGUAUACUGAAAUAAAUAAGUAUUUAUAAAAUGA
Nothobranchius furzeri (turquoise killifish) is the source of this 2176-nucleotide messenger RNA. It is a transcript of the gene wnt11, whose product is annotated as wingless-type MMTV integration site family, member 11. Gene Ontology annotation, molecular function: frizzled binding; cytokine activity. NCBI's taxonomy places the organism in Eukaryota, Metazoa, Chordata, Actinopteri, Cyprinodontiformes, Nothobranchiidae. The record is from RefSeq and is a predicted model, not a curated record. Gene Ontology annotation, cellular component: extracellular region. Gene Ontology annotation, biological process: multicellular organism development; canonical Wnt signaling pathway; cell fate commitment.